Triticum urartu is the source of this 597-nucleotide messenger RNA. The record is from RefSeq and is a predicted model, not a curated record. NCBI's taxonomy places the organism in Eukaryota, Viridiplantae, Streptophyta, Magnoliopsida, Poales, Poaceae.
AUGCUGGCAAGGUCCAAGGAAUGGUGUGAUUAUUAUGCUGCCGACGACAGUGAGACUCGCUCAGAAAUUUUUGAGGAGAUGCUCAAAGAUGUAUCAGAGCCUUGGGCACAAACAUGUCGUGAUAUACAUAAGAACUUGGAAGAACAUACAUACACCUGGGUGAAGUGUCUACCGAAGAAAUCAUUAAGAAUGGUAAAAAGUGGAUGGGUGAGGAAGUCAUGCUGGCUUUUGAGAAGUACAAGGAAGGAAAGAGCCAAUUCGAAGUACGACAUGGUGGAUUAUGGCCUAGAUGAGCUUCAACAUCAGUGCUUCAGCAUGGAUAGCGAUGGCCAUACCUUCCAUCACUUCAACUUCACCGUUAAGAUGAAGAAGUCAGACGGUGAUUGGUCAUCCACGCCCUUUUUUGUUGAAGUGAAAGAGAUCUACGGAAGAAAAUAUUAUUCCUGCUACGAACUAAGUUCAUAUGAUGAUGGUCACUGCAACGCAUGCAAAAAUCAAGGAAUGCAUGCACUGAAGCACCCUAUUUAUCUAAUGGGGUAUGCCAGUGGUCAUGCUGAUAUGGAGUUCUCCUUUAUUUAUCUUAGUGAUGACGAAUAA